AUGGCCCUUUUCGAGUCCGACAACCUCGCAGGAAAUGAAAAAUCGCCCUCUGCACUUUUUUCUCUCCAUACACUCCGUUGGGACACACAUUAUGGUCCUGCGAAGGGCGAUGUCGUCACGUUCUCGAGCGUUAAAAACACGAUUGAGUUUCUUGACAUUGCAUUUGGACAAUAUGCAGGCUCCAUGGGAGCUUCUGUCUUUGACCUGGCGACCAUGAAGAAUCUGAAACGACUUCGCAUCACCAACGACCGAAUGGAGAACACUGCGGUGUUCUCUCCCAUUAUUGACAUUGGCCUCGCUGACUCGGACCUUCUCGACUGGCUUCAAGUGCCUGGUACGUUGGAGUUGUUCGAGCUCAAUUAUGUUAUCUACCUUGGAGAGGAUGUCCUCAGCAUGGAUCCCUUUCUCGAUUCCUUCGCGACAAACCAAUGGUCACGACUCAACCAAUUUUUCUCUUCGCACAAUUUUACCAAAGUCAAGGGGGUCGCUUUGACUCCGGAUUUUGCUCGCCUAGAAUUUGCGUCGUCAAUUGUUCAGCGCCUUAAUUAUAUCAAUUCACGAACCGUACAUGGCUCAUGGUGGCGCUCUGUCGGGAUCAAGCAACAUGCAGCGGGUUUUAAAUCACGGCGCGACGCUUACCUCAUGUUGCUCAAGCUUCAAGUCUAA
Molecule: messenger RNA, 666 nt
Organism: Cyclocybe aegerita
Lineage: Eukaryota; Fungi; Basidiomycota; Agaricomycetes; Agaricales; Hemipholiotaceae
Source: the annotation of a GenBank genome assembly